AGACUGGUUCACCUGCAUUCCUAGCUCCAGCAAGCUUCUGGCUAAACUCAUGCCUUUCCUUUAAGAAUUCAAUAUCGAACUUAGUGUCCUUGUGGUAUUACUGGUUUCCUCCCAGCAGUAACAAUUCAACAGUUCAGCAGAGCAGAAAGCAGCCUAAUCACCAUGUUUGAUCUCUCCAAUUGUUCUGCAAACUAAUUUACAGGCUGAACAAACAAGGUCAUCAAUGAAUAACCAAAAAACAAUAACCACCCCUCUACUAACAUGCAUCUUUGCACAUACAGGAUUCACUGCUAGUUUCAGCUGUUUCAAAGCACCAGUGACUCAGCAUCCAGUGUUUUUAGUGCAGUGUUGUGUCCUGUUGUCUAUAUUAGCACCUCUGACCUAAUUCAUGAAACACAGCAGGCCGUAAUUUAAGUGGUUGAGAAAGGGAGAGUGAAGGUUGAGUUGGUGGAAAUUUUUUCAACAGAGCAGUUUUCAUGCAAGAAACAUUUAAUGGGAAUGUAUCAAUUUAGUGAAAAAGUAUUUGAAAAUUUCAUUUUGACAAGGUUGAAGCGCUUCAUUUCAACUUCAAUAUAUAGUUGGUUCAAUAGUUCCAAUAUUUAUAUAUAAAUAUGGAAAUGACCCUUUUGAAGGGCUACAUAUCAAAAAGGUUAUUUCCAUAUUUCCCAAACUAUUUUUCCCCAGAAAUUUUGUUUUGUAGGAAAGUUUGAAAUUUGGACUUUUUGCUCCAAAUCGGGAUGAAAGGGAAAUUUCGGAAUGUCAGGACUCCUUGCGGAAGGGAACUUCUGAGUGUUCCCCGGGCUGUUACCGUGUUGGGUGUGGAAGGGGGACUCUGGAGAGCCGCCCUGAGGUUUCUUUAAAUUGGGCCGGGAAGCAGUAGAACAAAAGGAGAAGCCGAUCCGUGCUUCCCACCACUCUUCUCCUGCUCCUCGUGGCGUCUUGGCCAAACUCUUGAGGGUGGUGUUUUGCUUUUUAUUGCUCGCGCGCUCUCUCUGUCUGUCUGCGAAGCGGAUGCUGCUUUCCAGUCUGCUCUCUCCACCCCGUAGCCCAGGUCCUGGGCAGAGCGCCAAGUGCAGGCGCAGCGCGUUGUACAUCUCAACUGCUCCCCUCUGGUGACUGCACCUUCCAGCGCGCGCUGCAGCUGCAGCUGCAGCAGUCGGGGGAGAGGGGAGGGUGCUGUCAUCGCAACCCACCGCCAAAUAAAUCCAAGGGGGGCGGGGGAAUGGCAGCAAGAUGCAAUAUCUGCCAUAGCGCAGGCGGCGUGUGACCGCCAUGCGGGCGGCUCCGGCGGACUGACUAGCGCUCUGUUCCUGCUGCCUCCCACCCACAGCCCCUCUUCCUCUGCACGUACAGAGCGGCCCCCGGCUUGCGAGCGCACGCGAGCUGCCUUUUUUGCAAGUUGCUAAUCUUUUCCACCAAAUUUUCUUGACUGUUGGAAUUUUUCUGUGAUACUUGGGAAUAUAUUGCAGAGGUGCUCGACAUCUGCUAUUCAGUCCUGUGUUCUACACCCUUUAGCAGUUUCUUUUUUGAACAACAAACGGAGAGAACUGCUCGCGUUGCUGCUGCUGCUGCUCCAGCUGCGUGUGUGUGUGUGUAAAAAGGAUGGUGUAUCUGUAGCUGCCACGCACAAACACACAUUUGACCAUGAGGACUCUUCGCAGGUUGAAGUUCAUGAGUUCGCCCAGCCUCAGUGAUCUGGGCAAGAGAGAGCAGGCAGCCUUGGAUGAGCGGGGAACCCAGCAGCGACGGGCCUGCUCCAAUGCUACCUGGAACAGUAUCCAUAAUGGAGUAAUAGCAGUGUUCCAACGUAAAGGGCUCCCAGAUCAUGAACUUUACAACCUCAACGAAGGAGUUAGGCAACUACUGAAAACUGAGCUGGGAUCCUUUUUUACUGAAUACCUGCAGAAUCAGCUGCUUACAAAAGGCAUGGUAAUACUGAGGGACAAGAUCCGGUUUUAUGAAGGACAGAAGCUGCUGGAUUCCUUAGCUGAAACCUGGGAUUUCUUUUUCAGUGACGUUCUGCCCAUGCUUCAGGCUAUUUUCUAUCCUGUGCAGGGGAAGGAGCCCUCAGUUCGUCAGCUGGCUCUCCUGCACUUUCGGAACAUUAUAACCCUCAAUAUUAAAUUAGAAGAUGCCCUGUCGCGUUCCAGAGCCAGGGUUCCACCUUCAAUUAUUCAGAUGCUGCUAAUACUCCAGGGGGUUCACGAAUCUAAAGGAGUGACUGAAGACUAUUUGAAACUGGAAUCUCUGAUACAGAAGGUGGUUUCCCCUUACUUGGGCACAUAUGGUCUGUAUUCUAGUGAUGGACCCUUCACACACUCCUCUUGUAUUUUGGAGAAGCGGUUCUUCAGACGUUCCAAAUCAGGUGACAUCCUCGCCAAGAACCCCGUGGUGAGAUCGAAAAGCUACAAUAACCCACUGCUGACCCCAGUAGCCGAGUAUGAAACAGAGGGUAUUGCAGCCAAUGGAACUGGCAUCCGAAGGCACUCCGUUUCUGAAAUGACCUCAUGCAUGGAGCUACAAGGGUACUCCAAUCUCACAACCAUCAUGGACAAUGGUUCCAAAAGCUCUAUGACAACCACGAAGAGCUCACUCUCAGGAGAACAAGAAAGGCCUAGUGCCAGUUCAGUGCAAUGUUCCAGCAAACUCAAUGCAGUUGAGCAACAGCAAGGACUCUUUCACACCAUGGGUGAUCAAAACAAGGCUUUUGAGCUGGCCAGGGACCCUGCCUUGAUUCUAGUCCCUUCUUCCAGCCCCGAGAAUAUAGUGGACCAGAUUUUGGAGUCAAUUGACUCUGAUUCUGAAGGAAUUUUCAUAGAUUUUGGCCGAGGUUGUUCAAAUUCAUCAGCGUACAACGUGGAUGUGAGCAGACAGAGCAUCGUGUGACGGACAGGAGAAAAAUCCUUGGUUUUAUUAUUAUAUACAAGUAACUGGUAUGUUCGGCAACACAGCAGGGAAUAGAUAUACAUACAGAGCCAAAACCUCAGCAGGUGUAAAUCAUCAGUAUUAAAAAUCAGUGGAGCUAUAGUGAUUUACACCACCUGGAGAUAUGGCCUCUAAUUUUUUUUUUAAACCACCAACCUAUUUUCUUCCCAUCAUUCUGCAGUAAGAUUUCUUACUGUCUUUGUAAGAUUGUGGAUUGUUUGUUUUUUCUGAAUGGAAAAGAGUCUAAUAGAAAGCUGUUAGUGCAGCUGAAUAUGUUCAUUUACUAACAUAGUCCAUUGUAUGGCUGUGUUCACCUUUAUUUUUAGUUGUCUUGAAAGAUUCCUGUAAAAGUGCAGGUUGCUCUUUGAACAACACGAUCUUGGCUGGGAAAAAAACCUUAAAAAAAAAAAAAGAACAAACCAACAAUGAUGUGGUCAUAAAUGUAGCAGAAUACAAUGAUUUAUAGUGACACUUUUUUUUGUCCUUUUCUUGGUAUGUCUUGUAUGCACUCCUCUAACCGCAAUGAGUUAGGAUUAUUAAGAAAAAAAGUAAAAUAAACAACAAUGUGCUACAUAAUGUGAUGCAGUGCCUGGCAUCUAAUGUUUUGUUUCACAGCCAAUACAGUGUCUAGGUGAGAGAGAUGUACUAUAACUGGGUUUUAAGACUGUGUUAAUUUGCUUUUAAUGUGACACUUCCAAGAAUUUUGUGCACUGUAAACUCUUGGACAACUCUCCAUUCUAUGGUGAGGUCCCAGCAGAACACAAGUUACUUGUUUCCUGUGUAAAUAAAGUUAUGGGCUUUCAAUGGAAAUCUUAAUUAUUUAUCAGGGACCUUAAAGGAGUACUAUGCAGCAGGUGUUGUAAUUAGGUAUUGACAUGUAAAGGAUUAGCAUAUGAACCAGCAGCCCUUCUGAGUAUGCAUAGUCCAUCUCAUACCAGUAGUCCCAGGGAGUCAGUGGAGUUAAUCUGUUGAGAUGUGUACAGAUGAUUUCAGGAUCAAGCCCCCAGAACAGUGCAAAGGAGUUUGGCCACUUGACAUCCAGUAACAUUAAUGUGCACUGUGCAGUUACAUGCCAGUGCCAUCUAGGGUUUUGACCUGACGGUUUUAAAGUAAAUGUGGAGCCCAUUACAGUUGCCACAUUACAAUGAUCUGUCCUGGAGGAGUGAAGUCCUGUAAUUAACCAUAGAACAUGGUCGAUAUCCAAGCAGCAUUUGUGAAAGCUUCCCUCAGUACUUCAUCGUCAUGUCUUAGUUCUGGCUCAGGAGACACCUGCACAGUUGCUUAGUCUCUUACUACUAUGGAUGGUGUGUCAAGGCUGAGGUAUAUUUGUAGGGAGGUGCCCCAGAAGCUUGCAGUGCCACUGCCCACCCUGCUUUUUCUAUAAGUAAAAAGGACUUUUCACU
Gopherus evgoodei (Goodes thornscrub tortoise) is the source of this 4328-nucleotide messenger RNA. RefSeq names its product proline rich 5 (gene PRR5). Gene Ontology annotation, cellular component: TORC2 complex. NCBI's taxonomy places the organism in Eukaryota, Metazoa, Chordata, Testudines, Testudinidae. Bases 1645 to 2886 code for a protein of 413 amino acids. The transcript is spliced from 10 exons. The record is from RefSeq and is a predicted model, not a curated record. Gene Ontology annotation, biological process: TORC2 signaling.